Molecule: messenger RNA, 747 nt
Organism: Ostreococcus lucimarinus CCE9901
Lineage: Eukaryota; Viridiplantae; Chlorophyta; Mamiellophyceae; Mamiellales; Bathycoccaceae
Gene: Xab1
Product: XPA (DNA repair protein)-binding GTPase-like protein
Exons: 1
Coding region: 1-747 (248 amino acids)
Molecular function (GO): GTPase activity
Source: RefSeq, a predicted model, not a curated record
AUGAGCGUUCAACGCGGUAGAGUGUGCAUACUUGUUGGUAUGGCAGGUUCGGGUAAAACUUCGCUGCUGGAAAGGCUUGUGGAUUUCACGCACGCCGCUGGGAAAUCGUCAUACGUAAUCAACCUCGACCCUGCAGCGCACAACUUACCUUAUCAGGCUAACAUAGAUAUCCGCGAUACGAUUGACUACAAAGCCGUUAUGAAAGAGUAUAGUUUAGGUCCGAAUGGUGCAAUACUCACCGCAGCGAAUCUGUUUGCAACCAGGUUCGACAAGGUUAUCAGCAUAUGUGAGCAGAGAGCGACAGAGUAUGAGUACUUCUUUGUAGAUACUCCUGGACAGAUCGAAAUUUUUACUUGGUCGGCCAGUGGUAUGAUGAUCACAGAAAUGAUUGCUAGUAGCUUUAGCACGGACAUUCUUUUCGUUAUGGAUACCCCCCAGUGCCAAAAUCCACAGAUAUUGAUGAGCAACAUGUUGCAAGCCGUGAGUGUACUAUACAGGAGCCGUCUCAAUGUGGUGUUAGUUUUCAAUAAAAUUGACGUUGCUCCUCAUGCUCCGCUACUUAAAUUGCUAACCGAUGUCAAUAUCUUUCAGGAAAAACUUGAGAAUGCAAGUAACUUUUCCUCUGCAUUAACUUCAUCGCUCAACUUGAUUUUACAAGAGUUCUAUGAGCAUCUAAAUAUUGUAGGUGUCUCUGCAAUACAGGGUACUGGUAUUGGCGAUUUCGUUAAUGUUUUGCAGGGUUUGUAG